AUGGCCGCAUCCAAAGUAGAAAUCGCCCCCUUCGAGGUCACUCCCCUCGACGCCAUUCCCGCCGUCUGCAGCACCGCCCGUGCCACCUUCGCCUCCCACAAGACCAAGAACCUGCAAUGGCGUCUCGUCCAGCUGCGCAAGCUCUACUGGGCUCUCGACGACUUCAAGGCCUCCCUCAUGGCCGCGCUGCAGCAGGACCUGCGCAAGGGCGGAUAUGAGUCGGACUUCACCGAGGUCGACUGGGUCAAGAACGACUGCCUGCACAUGAUCAACAACCUCGAGACCUUUGCCAAGACGGAGAAGCUCAAGGAUCUGCCCGUCACCUACUCGAUGAUGAACUUCCGCGUCAAAAAGGAGCCUUUGGGAACCGUCCUCAUCAUCGGCCCUUACAACUUCCCCAUCCAGCUGGUGCUGGCCCCGCUCGUGGGCGCCAUUGGCGCCGGCUGCACGGCCGUCAUCAAGCCCUCCGAGCUGACCCCCGCGUGCGCCAUGGCCAUGAAGGAAAUGAUCGAGAGCCGGCUGGACCGCGACGCCUUCGCCGUCGUCAACGGCGGUGUCCCCGAGACCAACGCGCUCAUGGAGGAGAAGUGGGACAAGAUCAUGUUCACCGGCAGUGCCCAGGUCGGCUCCAUCAUUGCCCGCAAGGCCGCCGAGACGCUGACGCCCGUGUGCCUCGAGCUGGGCGGCAGGAACCCGGCCUUUGUGACCAAGAAGGCCAACCUGGCGCUCGCGGCCCGCCGCCUGAUGUGGGGCAAGGUCCUGAACGCCGGACAGGUGUGCAUGAGCCAUAACUACGUGCUCGUUGACAAGGAUGUGGCCGACACUUUCAUCGAGUUCCUCAAGAUUGCGUACAAGGACAUGUUCCCCAACGGAGCAAAGGCCAGCCCGGAUCUGUCGCGCAUUGUCAACGCGAGGCACUUCAACAGAAUCAAGAAGAUGUUGGACGAGACCAAGGGCAAGAUUGUCAUGGGCGGCGAGAUGGACGAGAGCGAGCUGUACAUCGAGCCGACGGCGGUGUUGGUGGAUAGUCUCGAUGAUCCGAUGAUGCAGGAAGAGAGCUUCGGUCCCAUCUUUAGCAUUUACCCUGUGGACACCCUCGACCAAGCGCUCAGCAUUGCCAAUAACGUGCACCGGACGCCGUUGGCGCUGAUGGCGUUUGGUGACAAGUCGGAGACUAACAGGAUCCUCGACGAAAUGACCUCUGGCGGCGCCUGCAUCAACGACUCCUACUUCCACGGCGCUGUGCACACGGUUCCCUUCGGUGGCGUCGGCGACUCCGGCUGGGGCGCUUAUCGCGGCAAAGCCAGCUUCGACAACUUUACGCACUUCCGCACCGUGUCCGAAACCCCAACCUGGAUGGACCGGUUCCUGCGCGUGCGCUACAUGCCGUACGACUGGAGCGAGCUCAGGCUCCUGCAGCGCUGGACCAACAAGAAGCCCAACUUUGACCGCCAGGGGACCGUCGCUAAGGGGCCCGAAUACUGGACGUGGUACUUCUUGGGCUUGGGUACCAAGGGCGGUGUUAAAGGUGCGUUGAUGAGAUGGCUGGUCGUGGUCGCUGGCUAUUAUCUAUCUGCUUAUAUGAAGGCGAGGAGGGCUUGA
Neurospora tetrasperma FGSC 2508 is the source of this 1602-nucleotide messenger RNA. RefSeq lists its product as uncharacterized. Gene Ontology annotation, cellular component: cytoplasm. Gene Ontology annotation, biological process: aldehyde metabolic process. Lineage: Eukaryota; Fungi; Ascomycota; Sordariomycetes; Sordariales; Sordariaceae. The coding region runs from base 1 to 1602 and encodes 533 amino acids. The record is from RefSeq and is a predicted model, not a curated record. Gene Ontology annotation, molecular function: aldehyde dehydrogenase (NAD+) activity. The transcript is spliced from 2 exons.